AUGGCCCUUGCGGAAGUCAACAAGCACAUGAAUAAGGAGUCCAGCAACACUAAGAAACAGCUAAUUGCUGAUGAACAAUUUCCAGCAUACUUUACACCACCCGUGGGUGCUGUUUCUGAAGGAGAGGUCCUACACCUCUUAUUUGCUUCUCCUGAGGCUUGGAAAGAGCUGCACGAUGCAGUUUGGCGACUGUUGCAGGAGAUGUAA
Fusarium odoratissimum NRRL 54006 is the source of this 207-nucleotide messenger RNA. RefSeq lists its product as uncharacterized. The record is from RefSeq and is a predicted model, not a curated record. The coding region runs from base 1 to 207 and encodes 68 amino acids. Lineage: Eukaryota; Fungi; Ascomycota; Sordariomycetes; Hypocreales; Nectriaceae. The transcript has 2 exons.